Trichomonas vaginalis G3 is the source of this 1818-nucleotide messenger RNA. Its product is annotated as surface antigen family. Bases 1 to 1818 code for a protein of 605 amino acids. Lineage: Eukaryota; Parabasalia; Trichomonadida; Trichomonadidae. The transcript has a single exon. The record is from RefSeq and is a predicted model, not a curated record.
AUGAUUUCGCUUCUUUUUCUUUUCAUUUCUUCAAAAGAUUCUUAUAAAAUAGAUGUUGUAAAUAAUGUUGCACAACUUUCCGCUUCCAAAGGAGCUGUUUACACAGGAGAAAUUACAAUUCCUUCGAAAGUUGAUCAUAAUAGUAAAUCAUAUGUAGUAGGAAUCCUCAGAAAAUCUCUUUUCGAGAACUCCACUAUUACAAGCAUUACUUUACCUAACUCAAUUACUGAAAUUAAACAAAAUUGUUUUGCAAAUUGCAAAAAAUUAAAAACAGUUAACUUAAAAGCACUCAAGUUAAAUUCUAUACGAGCUAGAACAUUUUGCUCGUGCGAUAGUCUUGUAGCAGUUAUCCUUCCAACAACAGUAAAAACAAUUGAAGAUUAUUCUUUCUACAACUGUUAUAAUUUAGAGGCCAUUGAUACAGAAAAUAUUCCUAUUGUAUCUAUAGGAAACUAUUCAUUUACUAAUUGCAGAAAAUUAACAGAAAUAGUAGUUAAUAAUAAGAAAUUCUCUUAUUUAGGUGAUUACUGUUUUGCUAAUACAUCAUUAACUAGCUUUAAUUUCCAAGAUAAUUUAACUCAUCUCGGAAUUGGCGCAUUUUCCCAUACAAAAUUACGAAAUUUCGAAAUUUCUGAUACUUUGUUGACCGAAAUUGCAGAUCAUGCGUUCGAAUACUGCCAAAUAACCGAAUUACUAUUACCUCCAAGCAUUAAUUCGAUUGGAGAGUCCGCAUUUGAAGGAAAUUCCGGAAUAAAAAACGUGGAUAUCUCAUAUACAUGCGUAUAUACGAUCAAAUCAGCAGCUUUUAAGAACUGCCACUCUCUUUCUUCAUUUAAUCCUUCAAUUUUGACCCAAUACAUCGGAGAUUUCGUCUUCGAAGCUACAAACCUUUCAGAGUUCACGGUUUCAGAGUCCUAUCGUCAUUUCGGAUCUUAUUGUUUCAAGAGUUGCCAAAAUUUGAUAAAAGCGAAUUUUUACGAGAUGAUGUUCGAUAAUAUUCCUGAAGGAUUGUUCUACAACUGCACCAAGUUCCAAGUAAUACAAUUUGCAAGGCGAUACUUCGAAAUUAAAGCUCAUGCGUUUGAAUUUACUGCAAUUGAGCAUAUUAGGUUCCCUAAUUCAAUUAUAGGCAUAGGAGACUACGCGUUCGCACAUUGCCAUAGUAUGCUAACAGUAGAUAUCAGUAAUAUUGAUUAUUCUUUGACAGGAACUCAUAUUUUUUAUGAUUGUCCGAAAGUUAACUUAGUUUUGUUCUCAGAAGAUGACAUUGUGCUUCCACCUUAUCUUUUAGCAGGUACAUCUUUAGAAAUCUUCAAUCCUUCAAGAAAUAUUCUUGGUAUUGGAGAAGGAUGCUUCAUGAACUGCAAGAAACUGAAAGAAGUCAAUUUGUUGAGAACUGUUAUGACUAAUAUUAGCGAUUACGCAUUUUUCGGAUGUAAUAUCUCAAAAAUUUUGUUACCUCCUUCGAUUUCCCUUAUUGGAUACAUGGCUUUGGGUAACGGAACCGUUAACUCUGUUGUAUAUUAUGGCCAGAAUAUGCCUUUCUUUGGCUAUUCUACGAAAUUCGGAUCAGUUACCGUCAAUUUCGGAUAUCAAUCCGAUGUUUUCUGCGGUGACAAGGUCAGAUAUGAACAUUUGAACCAAGUUGGAGAGAAUGGAGAAAAAAUGCCUGAAGAUCAAAGUUUGGUCGGAUUUUUCUUGAAAUUUAUCGCUUUGGUAAUGCUUAUAAUAUUCGUAACUUACAUGGUUAAUAAGCAUGGGUUGGAAUAUUACCUUGGAUUCUUUGAACAUAACAAUAGAAGAUUGAUUAUAGGAUAA